Molecule: messenger RNA, 2475 nt
Organism: Talaromyces rugulosus
Lineage: Eukaryota; Fungi; Ascomycota; Eurotiomycetes; Eurotiales; Trichocomaceae
Exons: 3
Coding region: 1-2475 (824 amino acids)
Biological process (GO): secondary metabolite biosynthetic process
Molecular function (GO): FAD binding
Source: RefSeq, a predicted model, not a curated record
AUGGGUUUCGCCGAGCAGAGAAUCGCCGUCAUCGGCGGCGGCCUAGGGGGCAUGUCAUUUAUGAAUGCAGCGUUGCACGUCGGCCUUGCAAAUGUGCAACUUUACGAAAGAGCGCUCGACUUCAAGGAAGUCGGCGCGGGAAUCAACAUUACUCGAAACGCGAAUCUCAUUCUAGACUCGUACGGACUAAAAGAGGCCAUGACAAAGAAAUCCUCGCGCGACCUGCCAAACUACAUGGAAUACCAUCAUUACAAAACAGGAGAGUAUCUGGGUCAUGUCAAGGACUCGGAUGAGCCGAAGGCAAGACUACUCCACCGAGCGCAUCUGCUGGACACGUUGAGGGAACGGGUUCCGAAAGACCGGCUCCAUUUGAACAAGCAUCUGACCGCGGUCACAAAGUCAGAUGAUGGCAAGGCGUAUCGGUUGCAAUUCCAGGAUGGGUCCGAGAUCGAGGCGGAUAUUGUAGUGGGCUGUGAUGGCAUCAAGUCAGUCAUCCGACAGCAUCUCGGUAUCACCGACGAGCCUGAAUACUCGGGCCAGAUGGUCUAUCGUGGGUUUGUCGAAUACGAUGAGCACUUACCCCCCGCCACGGAACGGCUGUUGCGUCGAACAACCAACUUCCGGGGCCCUCAGCGGCAUAUUUUGAUACUACCUAUCGGGAAUGACGAGACAAAGACAGCCAAGGCAGGAAUCAUUGGGUUCAUGAGCGAGAGUCUCGACGAAUGGACUUCGGAAAACUGGAUGGCUCGGUCUGAUAUCGAUGACCUGCACAAACACGUCAAAGAUUGGUGCCCUGCAGUGCAAGACAUCAUUGCUGGGCUCCGCAGAGAGUCUCUGGAUGGUAAGAUGAUGAAGCAAGCGCUGUAUUCUCGCAAACCAACCGACAAAUGGUACGAGUUGAGCGGAGAAAGCAAUGCCUCGGGAAUCAUUCUCCUCGGUGAUGCCGUUCACUCUACACUGCCUCAUCAAGGCCAAGGAUCCUGCAUGGCCAUCGAGUCCGGGCUGGCGCUUGCCACGAUCCUCAGGUACUGGAAGAGCAACGACUUGGGUGCAGCCUUUGCAUUCUACCGUGACCUGCGCAAACCGCGCACUGAUCGCAUCACGCAGUCAAGCUAUGAGGUUGGCAAACUGGCCAGCUCCCAGGAUCCAGAUUCUUUCGACAGCAGAUUCAACCCAUCGGCGAUGCUAGAGCGCAUGCGGUGGAUUAUGGACUAUGACGUCCUGGACGAUAUAUGGGCACGCAACAGCUGCGCAAUGGAUGUGAGUUUGGUUUCGUAUACGCCAUGUCCCACAGGCGAGAUAACUGACAACCCCAAACAGUCCCUCCGGUCAUCGCCCCACAGUCCCUUUCGGUCGCGACGCUCGCACCCGGCCCUCAAUCACCUCUCGCUCGCACCGUUGACCCCUCGGUUUCCAAUCGACGAUGUACCGGAACUUGACGACUACUUCUCUGGCAGCCAUGUGCAGGCGACCUCGUACCUCUCGAGCUCGUCAGUGCCAACCACGCCGCCCAUCUUGUCCCAUUCACGCACCGGCUCUCGGGCCAGCUCUCGCACACGACACCACAAACGCAGCAAAAGCACAACGCAUGUCUUGAGCGACACCGAUCUACACAGUUUGGGGGAUGAGCAACAAUCACUACGGAAAUCGACGAAUGGAAGGAAAACAGGCUCACGUACGCCCGAUCCGAGGAGUAGUCGCCCGGACUCGGAAUGGCUGUUUCGAGCAGGGCUGGCACUUGCCUCGUCGACAAGGGAGGAGAAAGGGCAGAGCUGGCUGGUGCAACGCGAGAGCUCGACGAGUCUCGUUGCUGCUGAGCCCGAGGCAGCCACCGAGGUGCGAUCUCACCGUCAUGGACGAAGCACUCAUCGACCGCGCUCCGGCUACUCGACUGGCUACUCGACUCCGGCCGCGCAUUCCCGGCAAGCAUCGCGGUCGCGCGGAGGCCAUCGACGGGCUGAGCUGUCCAUGACAGCAAUUGGCGGCGGCGUAACGCCAUCACGGAACUCUCGCAAGUCCAGCAUCGACAGCCCGUACCCUCUGGUCCCGGACUUUGUUGAUGAACAGAUUCGCGCUGAAAUGGCGGCGUCGAUGCACCAAAAUGUGCUGGACGACGAUAUGUCUAUAUCGUCAUCUGGAUCCGACAGUGAAUCUGACGACGAAAUCGACGAGAAGGAGUUCCAGCGUCUGACGCGAGAACGCGGCUUCGGUCUCGGUAGCUGGGUGGACCAGUUUGUCGGCUGGACACUGUUUGGCGUCGAGGACGAUUAUCCUAGUACGCCGCCAGGGCCGAAUGCCGAGCGGAUGGUCACCUUUGCGGCAGCGUCGUCGUCGUCUGACCACGAUGAGGACGAAGACGAAGCAGACCCCACCGACGAGGACGAGUUUGUGAGCCCGAUGGAAAAACCAGGGGACACGGGCGGGUGGGCCGAUGCCAGCUGGUUUCUUCGCCUUGCUACAAAGGCGAUUGUAUAA